Gadus macrocephalus (Pacific cod) is the source of this 2261-nucleotide messenger RNA. RefSeq names its product growth factor independent 1A transcription repressor b (gene gfi1ab). Lineage: Eukaryota; Metazoa; Chordata; Actinopteri; Gadiformes; Gadidae. Bases 508 to 1671 code for a protein of 387 amino acids. The record is from RefSeq and is a predicted model, not a curated record. The transcript is spliced from 6 exons. Gene Ontology annotation, molecular function: DNA-binding transcription factor activity; RNA polymerase II cis-regulatory region sequence-specific DNA binding. Gene Ontology annotation, biological process: regulation of transcription by RNA polymerase II.
UAGCGGAAGGAACCGAAGCGCAUUUCUAUUAUUAGCCUAAUGAUAUGCGCUUUACUUCUCUAAAUCCUUCGACGGCAUUGAGUGCUGAAUGACUUAAACACACACAUGGACGCUUUGCCUCACGUUUCUCCCCGUGUUCCCAGUGCCUCCAGAUUGGGUAACGGCGUGAUAGCGCGGCGUGUCACUUAUCCUGAUUGCAACUCCCCGUGGAGACGCACCGCGCUGUGCGGGAUCACUCCUCCGCACGACGCACCAAGGACACGCGGGAGGCGGUCUGCGUGCUGAAACUCCAAAGGCACCUGUCCCCCCUCACCACACACCUGGUCGGACGACACACGUCUCUGCGCAUGCUCCGUUUGCGGUGCAAUCUUUUAAAGCAAUUGAAACCGCGGUACAAACCAGAGGAGUUGGACUCUUUUCAGACUCACUGCAGCAUCGCACAGAGGAGCCCCUGAUUGCUCCGGAUUAUCACAGAUUUGUUUUCUAAAAGGCCGUCUGCUGGAGAAGAUGCCUAGGUCUUUCCUGGUGAAGAGCAAGCGGGCCCACAGCUACCAUCAACCGCGUACCGUGGAGGACUACAGCCGGCUGGAUACCAUACUGGCGCAGAUAUGUUCAGAAGCAGACACGAUCCCAGAAGACUCGAUGGACCCGUACGGCCUUUCUCCGGGGUCUCACCCGGCUGAUAAAGGGAGUUAUUUCCCCGUCAAGUCCCCGGGGAGGAGCGGGGAGGACAGCGUGUGUCAAUCCCCGGACUACGAGGACUUCUGGCGCCUUCCCUCCGCGUCUCUGUCCCCAGUGAACUCGGAGAAAUCCCUGUCGCCUUUGGUGGAUGAGACCCAGCCCUUCGUGGUGCCCUUCAGGCCGUACGCCUGGAACAGCUACUCGGGGUCGGACCUCAGGCACCUGGUGCAGCAGAGCUUCCAGCACCACGACGCGGACUUGGACCAAAGCGCGUGUCUUUCCUUUAACGAGGACAGCGCCAACAAGGCUGCUCUCUUCGCGGAGAGGACGGGAGAGGAGGACUACGGCGACUACAGGCCAACCAUUGGUGGGUUCACCCGAGCCCCGGUGUUCUUCCCCGACGAGGUCCUCCACGGACCCCCCCACGACCACCUGAAGACCCCGUCCGAGUUGCUCUGUUCGCGGCUCAUCCACAACGGCACGUACAAGUGCGUCAAAUGCAGCAAGGUAUUUUCAACCCCACACGGUCUGGAGGUCCACGUCCGAAGGUCUCACAGCGGGACGCGGCCGUACGCGUGUGACAACUGCGGCAAGACUUUCGGACACGCAGUGAGCCUCGAACAACACAAAGCGGUGCACUCACAGGAAAGAAGCUUUGACUGCAAAAUCUGCAGUAAAAGUUUCAAGCGGUCUUCGACACUAUCCACGCACCUCCUGAUCCACUCGGACACGCGGCCCUACCCCUGCCAGUACUGCGGAAAGAGGUUCCACCAGAAAUCCGACAUGAAGAAGCACACCUUCAUCCACACAGGGGAGAAGCCGCAUAAAUGCCAAGUGUGCGGGAAAGCUUUCAGCCAGAGUUCCAACCUCAUAACGCACAGCCGGAAACACACGGGAUUCAAACCAUUCGGAUGCGACCUCUGCGGCAAGGGCUUCCAGCGCAAGGUGGACCUGAGGCGGCACAAAGAGACGCAGCACGGCCUCAAAUGAACUCUCCCCACAACAAAAACUUUAUAACGAGAACAUUCAGAAACACUAAACUAGAAUAUGUUGGCCUAUAGGACCUACCACAGAGAACCAGUGAUAAGCUAUGGAAAUCAGGCUUCGAGGAAUCGGUUGUGUCCAUGACGUUUCAAAGCUGGUUUGAAUUCCCUUGGGUGGAUCUGAACCCAAAAUAUUGACACUGCUGCUCCCAAUCGGUGCUCCAGCAAGAGGAGCUCACGGAAAUCUGCGCCUCUCCAAAGAGCGGUAUUUGUUGUCAGUGGAGAGGAAUGCGGGCAAAACAAGACACACGACUGUGUGAUUUAAUACACAUAAGGGUCACUCAUUUAACAAUGCUGUUUCCAUUUUUGCACAUUGUGUUGUUGAAAAAUAUUCCCAUAGCCUAUAGGCCUGCUAUUGACGUGGUAUAGCCUAAGUUGCCAGCUGGUUUGAAUUAAAUUAAAUAUUACAAUAAAACAAAUUAUACAUUUUCUAUUUAAAUAUCAUUAGCCAUGGGACAAAAAUAAUUAGGCUACAAUGUAUCCCGAUUAUUGUCCUUAUUAUUGCCAAUAGAGAAAAUACAACCGACCUCACGUGGU